CCAUCAAGGUUGAUGAAACAGAAUUGAAGCACGUGCCAUAGCCCACAACCCCCAAGUCCAAACCCCCACACGCCGAGCCGGCCCGUCCCUCUGAAUGUAUCGGCAGUUGACAUCCCGCCGCUACAAGUGCAAUCUUCUUCUUCCACCUCCUCACCGACACUUCUCCUCACCCCCUCCGGCGCCGACGCUAUCCCCAAAUUCAUGUGUUGCUCUUCUCAAAGCCUGCAGAUCCAAGGACCAACUCAAGCAGAUCCAUGCCCAGGUCUUCCGGGUCGGCCUCGACCAUAGCCGGAACGUCCUCGACAAGCUCGUCGUCUGCUGCACCGAUCCAUCCCUCGGAGACUUACAGUACGCAGAAAGGAUCUUGCACUCUGCACAUAACCGCACACUGCUGGUCUACAACUUGCUCAUAAAGGCAUUUGCUAAGGCUGGUAACUAUAAAAAAUCGAUCUUGUUGUUCCACAAGCUGAGGGAGGAGGGGCUCUCGCCUGACAAUUUCACGUACCCGUUUGUGUUCAAGGCGAUUGGGGGUUUAAGGGCGGUUCGGGAGGGGCUUGGGGUUCAUGGGCAUGUGGUGAAAGCGGGGAUGGACUUGGAUCCUUAUGUGGGCAACUCGCUCAUGGACUUGUACGGGGGCUUCGGGAGAGCCGAGAGUAUGCUCCGAGUAUUCGACGGAAUGCCUGAGAGGGACGUGGUCUCUUGGAAUGUGAUGAUCUCGAGCUACGUUCGAUGCGGGAAGUUCAGUAACGCAGUGGAUGCGUUUCGGAGGAUGUGGAGUGAGGGCAUGCUGAGUCCCGAUGAGGCCACUGUUGUGAGCACCCUCUCGGCUUGUACCUCGUUGAAGAUGUUGGAGCUCGGGGUUGAAAUUCACCGUUACAUCGAUGAGAAUCUUGACCGGACCCUUAUAAUGAGCAACGCACUGCUAGAUAUGUAUUCCAAGUGCGGGUCUUUGAGUACUGCUAGGCAGAUUUUCAAUGAAAUGCAGGUGAAAAACGUUAUUUGUUGGACGAGUAUGAUCACGGGGUACAUUAAUGUUGGGGAGAUUGAUGCAGCGAGAGAGUUGUUCGAUCGGAGUCCGAGCAGGGAUGUUGUCCUGUGGACCGCGAUGAUAAACGGGUAUGUCCAGUUUAACCGCUUUGAUGAGGCCAUGGACCUAUUCCAGGAGAUGCAGACCGCGAGGGUUAGGCCAGAUAAAUACACCGCUGUUGCCCUAUUAACGGGUUGUGCUCAGACAGGAGCUCUCAAGCAGGGGAGGUGGAUUCACGGGUACAUUGAGGAGCACUUGAUUAAGGUAGAUGCCAUUGUAGGAACGGCUCUUAUCGAUAUGUAUGCCAAAUGCGGCUGCAUAGGGAGAGCUUUGGAUGUUUUUCGUAGUUUACAGCAAAAGGAUACAGCCUCUUGGACUUCGAUCAUAUGUGGGCUUGCAAUGAAUGGUAAAGCAAGGGAGGCUAUAGAGUUGUUCAAUGAGAUGAGACAGGUUGGGUUUAAGCCCGAUGAUAUUACCUUUAUCGGGGUUCUCAGUGCAUGUAGCCACGGAGGGCUGGUUGACGAAGGCCGCUGGUUCUUCAACUUAAUGAAGGAGUUCUACAUGAUUGAGCCGAAAUUGGAACACUAUGGGUGUCUAGUGGACCUUCUAGGUCGCGGCGGGCUAUUACACGAGGCUGAGGAGUUGAUUAAGGAAGUCCCGGCGGGAAGUAUAGAGGUUGCAAUCCCGCUCUAUGGUGCUCUGCUCAGCGCUUGUAGGGUCCACGGAAAUGUUGACAUCGGGGAGCGGAUGGCACAGCGUCUGGUGGGGAUGGAAUCAGGGGAUUCGAGCGUACACACCCUUCUGGCGAAUAUUUAUGCAUCAUGCGAUCGAUGGGGAGAUGUGAUGAGGGUGAGGAGGAAGAUGAAAGAUCUAGGGGUUAGGAAGGUGCCGGGGUGCAGCUCGAUCGAGGUGGACGGUGUCGUACACGAGUUUCUCGUUAGGGACCCGUCUCACCCUAAAAUGGAUGAUAUAUGCUCCGUUUUGGAUAAGAUGGUGGAUAUAUUGUCGGGUUCCGAGGCCGGAGACAUAUUAGAGGACAUGGUUUUGCUAGAUAGCUGAGUUCACAAUACAACACAAUUGAAUUUGGUACAUUGAUGCGUUAAUUUCUUCUCCUC
Messenger RNA from Punica granatum (pomegranate), 2142 nucleotides. The record is from RefSeq and is a predicted model, not a curated record. Lineage: Eukaryota; Viridiplantae; Streptophyta; Magnoliopsida; Myrtales; Lythraceae.